Pyricularia pennisetigena is the source of this 111-nucleotide messenger RNA. RefSeq lists its product as uncharacterized. The transcript has a single exon. Lineage: Eukaryota; Fungi; Ascomycota; Sordariomycetes; Magnaporthales; Pyriculariaceae. The coding region runs from base 1 to 111 and encodes 36 amino acids. The record is from RefSeq and is a predicted model, not a curated record.
AUGGCACGAACAAGUUUGUCCACUGCACCCAUGCCACGAAGACAUUGUUUCUGCAGCCCGGGAUCUCACCGUAGGAUGGAGGCUUCACCGCCAAAGCAAACAGAGGACUGA